Messenger RNA from Microtus ochrogaster (prairie vole), 2089 nucleotides. RefSeq names its product REL proto-oncogene, NF-kB subunit (gene Rel). Gene Ontology annotation, biological process: inflammatory response; cellular response to stress; response to cytokine. NCBI's taxonomy places the organism in Eukaryota, Metazoa, Chordata, Mammalia, Rodentia, Cricetidae. Gene Ontology annotation, cellular component: nucleus; cytoplasm. Gene Ontology annotation, molecular function: DNA-binding transcription factor activity, RNA polymerase II-specific; RNA polymerase II cis-regulatory region sequence-specific DNA binding. The transcript is spliced from 10 exons. The record is from RefSeq and is a predicted model, not a curated record. Bases 224 to 1978 code for a protein of 584 amino acids.
GGUGUGAGCCGCAAACCCAGAGGGGCCGGGAAAGAAGAGGAAGCCCGGGGGUGGUCAGAGGACUGGGGUCCCGGCUGCAGUGGCUGCUCGACCUCCUGACUGACUAGCCGGCUGGCGGGCUGACGGGCUGACUCACGGGCGGACAGACGGGCUGACGGACGGACCGACUUGCAUCCACUGGCCGGGCGCGGGAGCUGCGGCGGGCGGCGCGCGGAGCAGAGCCAUGGCCUCGGGUGCAUAUAAUCCAUAUGUAGAAAUAAUUGAGCAGCCGAGACAAAGGGGAAUGCGCUUUAGAUACAAGUGUGAAGGGCGCUCAGCAGGCAGCAUUCCUGGGGAGCACAGCACAGACAACAACAGGACUUAUCCGUCUAUCCAGAUUAUGAACUAUUAUGGAAAAGGAAAAGUGAGAAUUACGCUGGUAACAAAGAAUGACCCCUAUAAACCUCAUCCUCAUGAUUUAGUUGGGAAGGACUGCAGAGAUGGCUACUAUGAAGCAGAAUUUGGACCAGAACGCAGACCUCUGUUUUUUCAGAAUUUGGGUAUUCGGUGUGUAAAGAAAAAAGAAGUGAAAGACGCUAUUAUUUUAAGAAUAAGUGCAGGAAUCAAUCCUUUCAAUGUCCCUGAACAGCAGCUGCUGGACAUCGAGGACUGUGACCUAAAUGUGGUGAGACUGUGUUUUCAAGUCUUCCUUCUUGAUGAACAUGGCAACGUGACAACUGCUCUUCCGCCCAUUGUUUCUAACCCGAUUUAUGACAACCGUGCCCCAAAUACUGCUGAAUUAAGGAUUUGUCGUGUAAACAAGAACUGUGGAAGUGUCAGGGGAGGAGACGAAAUAUUUCUCCUUUGCGACAAAGUUCAGAAAGAUGACAUAGAAGUUCGUUUUGUGUUGAAUGACUGGGAAGCUAAAGGGAUUUUUUCACAAGCUGAUGUACACCGCCAAGUAGCUAUUGUUUUCAAGACUCCUCCAUAUUGCAAAGCCAUAUUGGAGCCUGUGACAGUGAAGAUGCAGCUGCGGAGACCUUCCGACCAGGAAGUUAGUGAAUCUAUGGAUUUCAGAUACCUGCCAGAUGAAAAAGAUGCAUAUGGCAAUAAAUCAAAGAAACAAAAAACAACUCUACUUUUUCAGAAACUGAUGCAAGAUUGUGCUAACUUUCCUGAGAGAAUAAGAACUGUCCCCUCAGGGUCAAUUGGAGAUGGAAGAUUCAUCAAAAAAGAACCAAACUUGUUUUCUCAUGGUACCGUUUUACCAGAAAUGCCCAGGUCUUCAGGAGUGUCAAGUCAAGCCGAACCCUACUAUUCUUCAUCUGUGCCCAUCUCAAGUGGAAUGACACAUCACCCACCAGCCAUGGCCUCAGUGGUCUCUCCACCUACAAGCUGGUCACCAGUGACCCACCCCACCUCACGCUCAGUCAGUACAAAUACAUUGAGUAGCUUUUCAGCAGCCACAGUGCCCUCUAACUCAACAGGCACCCUUGGGUUCCUAGAAGUGCCUGGUAUCGAGUUAAGUGCUCCUAAUGCUUGCCUUUAUACCGAUGGCCUCGCUAGAAUGGAAACGCCAUCCAUGUCACCGGCCGACUUAUAUAGCAUUUCUGAUGUCAACAUGCUGGCUAAUAACCCUGUGAAUGUGAUGACAACCAGCAAUGAUAACGUGGGGGACACUGAUAAUCCAAGACUUGUGAGCAUCAAUCUUGAAAACCCUUCAUGUAACUCAAGGUUAGACCAAAGAGACCCGAGACAACUACACCAGAUGCCUUCUGCCAGUGUAUCAGCAGGCACCAGAUCUAAUUCUAUCUUUGUUUCACAGCCAGAUGCAUUCAAUAGGUCAAACUUCAACUGUGUCGAAAACAGCCUGAUAAAUGAGCCUGGACCGUCGAAUGAUGCAAAUAGUCAUAAUUUUGCUCAGAACAGUCAAUAUUCAAGUAUUGACACUCUGCAGAGUGAGCAGUUGAGUGAUUCUUUUGCAUAUACUUUUUUUUAAAUAUGUUUCAGGACUUAAAUCUAGGGAGCUAUAAAGUUUUAGGUAUAUAGACUAUAAAGAGAAGGUUCAGAAGUAGAAACUGUAGAGGGCUCUAUGAUUUUACUUUGAAAG